CGGAAAUGAUGUUGUUAAGGUAGCGACGUAACUUUGCCGGCGCAAGUAUGGCCUCCUCCAGGUUGGAGAAGAACUUCUUGCGGCUGCUGGUGAGAUGUGAGGCGAUGGCGGCGGAGAAGCGGGACGAGAAGGACUGGCGUUUGGAGAAGUAUGUUGAAGCUCUUCAAGAAAUGUUGACUGAAUUGAAGAAGCACAUAAGUAAACCUGCUCCCGAAGUUCUAAAUGAAUACAGCCGCAAAGUGGAGUUCAUGAAAGGGCUUUUGGAGGCAGAGAAACUGCCUAACCCCACUGAAAAGGCUCUGGCCAAUCAGUUUUUAGCUCCUGGGCGGACUUCAACAACUGGUAAGGAGAGGAUAUCUGCCACCAAGACUGUCCAUCUGCAGACGAAAGCCAGGUACACAGGAGAGAUGAGGGGCGAGCUCCUUGGUGGGCCAUCACUCUCUGCUAAUGGUUCAGAUGUCACUGAAUUGAGGAGACGAAGUGGAAUGGGGGAUGAGAAACACUCUGCCUCUGAGCUAGACGCUGUUCUCCACCAUCACCACAACGUGCAGGAGCGUCUUGCUGAGGAGAUGCUGAACCUGGCCCGGAACCUGAAGAACAACACACUGGCGGCACAGAACGUCAUCAAGCAGGACAACCAGACGCUGACUCAUUCCUUGCGGAUGGCGGAUCAGAACUUCGAGAAGCUGAAGGUGGAAUCUGAGCGGCUAGAGCAACAUGCAAAGAAGUCUGUCAACUGGCUGUUGUGGCUGAUGCUGGUUGUAGUCUGCUUCAUUUUCAUCAGCAUGAUCCUGUUCAUUCGCAUCUUCCCCAAGCUGAGGUGACCAGAGUGUCAGUGUUUCUCCUCUGGCCUGUAGAAUGCAGGGGCUGGAGUAGAACUGACCUGACCCUCUCUCCUCCUGGACUUACAAAGACUUGUUCAUUUUACUGACUUUGCAGAAUCCAAGUGCAGCAUGAUCUUCCCUGCAACCUUCAGCACAUCAGCCACAUGCACCAAGAGGACUUUAACCCAAGAAUAAUUAAUUAUUGAAAUGUGCUGACAUGUUUACAAGGUGCUGAACCACAAAAGAUUUCCCAUGCCGUUCAAUGAAUCUCAUUAUGUAUGCGCUCAAGUACUUACUGACACAUUUUCAAAAACUAUUAAAACACUUUUGAAAUUGCAGCAGCAAUCCGAGAAGCAGUGAUCAGUCAGAUGUGUUUUGAUUUGAUGGUCUGUUUUAUGAUUUAACACUAGCAGCUGAUACUUAUGCGAUGUCCUUAACAAAAAAAGAAAUCCAGGUACCACAGAAGUCUAAUUGAGCAAGGUGUGAGGCAGAGUCAUGUAAGGAGAUUCCAGGAGCUGACCAGAAAUUGCAGGUAGGUUUUCACUUUCUGAAGGGAAUCUGGGAUGAAGGGGAAGGAGGGGAAUAGAUUGAGGGAAGGAGUUCAGGAGCUUGGAGCCCAGGCAGCUGGAGUUACUGUUGCCAUACAAAUGGGGGAUGUGUAGGAUCUCUAGAUCUCCACGUUUAGGGGCUGAAGAAGAUUUGAUAUGAAGCCACUCUGUGGAGCUAAAAGUUAGUCUUUUGGGGAGGGAGGGGGUUGCUUUCUAGGCACCAACAUAAUACAGGGUCAUGCACAGGACCUCUGGUUCGUAUUUCAGGUAUCACCUAGUUCAUUAAUGGGAAGAUCCAGGAUCUGUUGCCAUUGGUGCCGCUAAAUGAGAGAGUAAAGUCAGCUAAGGUACUGGAAAGUCGUCAUAUGUCAUGGUCUCACAGCAUGGAAAAGGGCCAUUCGGCCCAUCACACCUACACUGAGCUGUGGGCACCCACCUGUAUUAAUCCCAUCUUCCAGCACUUGCCCCAUAGACGUCUAUGCUUAGGAUAAUUGUCAUCUAGACAUCUCUUAAAUGCUGUCAACUACUCUCUCUGGCAAUGCAUUCCAGGUACUUGCCACUCUCUGGGUGAAAAAAGACUCUCUCAGAUCACCUCUAAAUCUUGUCCUCAAUCUCUGUCCUCUAAUUUUAUUCACCUCUGGUAUAGGGAAAAAUUUCCUGCAGUCUAUCCUGCCUACACCCUUCUUAAUUUAGUGUAUUUAAUGUGGAAUGGAUUGGAUUUGGUUGCAGUGACCUCCAUAGUUAAAUAGCCUGAAAUGCUUGGUGUCCUGGCUAACAGGUGAAGCAUGCCAUCUAGAGUUCUUCAGAAAAGGAGAGGAAAUUGUCUACAAACAAAAAAAUCCAAAACCAAUUGCUUUUGCAAACUUGAAGUUAUAAAGCCAUUAGAAUAAUAUAAACUGUUCUCGGAAUUCCCAUUGGGUAAAAUAUUUUAGCAGUUUGUAAAUUCCAUCUGGAUAUGACUAUGUUGUCAUUCUUUGAAUGUUAUCAUCUUGUUUAAAAGUUCUUCAAAAAAUUGCACACCCAAUUGCCAAUAACUCCAUCCACCAUGUGAUGAGCAAUCCAGUGGUGAUGUGUGCAAAACUGAUGUAAGUGUUAGGGAAUUGAAUCCUCAUUUGGAAAUAAACUCAAUUAUGCAAUCCUAGGAA
Messenger RNA from Pristis pectinata (smalltooth sawfish), 2517 nucleotides. RefSeq names its product unconventional SNARE in the ER 1 homolog (S. cerevisiae) (gene use1). The coding region runs from base 48 to 824 and encodes 258 amino acids. Gene Ontology annotation, molecular function: SNAP receptor activity. Gene Ontology annotation, cellular component: SNARE complex; endoplasmic reticulum. NCBI's taxonomy places the organism in Eukaryota, Metazoa, Chordata, Chondrichthyes, Rhinopristiformes, Pristidae. The transcript is spliced from 8 exons. Gene Ontology annotation, biological process: retrograde vesicle-mediated transport, Golgi to endoplasmic reticulum. The record is from RefSeq and is a predicted model, not a curated record.